AUGGGCGGCCAUCCCAGACGGCCGCGCUGGGCUGCCGGGUCCGCCGUGGCCCUGGGCGGCCUGGCCUGCGUCGUGGCGGCGUCGUUCCGCUCGUUGCUCAUCGACCCCCGGUCCGCCGUGCGCUCCGCCGCGGACCGCUGGAUCAGGUUCGCGGCCCCGCCCGGCAAAACGCUCGCGUCGACGGUGGCGCUGGACGCGUCGGCGUUCCUGGCCUUCCCCGCCGUCGUCGAGAUGCUCGACCUCAAGGGCGUCGCGGCGGCGGACCUCUACGACUACGUGCCGCGAAAACUGACGGCCACGUUUCGCAACGCGGGCGCCGAGAUCGAGGGCGCGAUCGGCCGGAGCGCGCUCGGCGGCUGGGUCGCUUUGUCGCUGAGCUUCGGCAACAAGGCGUCCUACGUCGUCGUCGUCGACUACGCCAGCGGCAACCUGACGGCCGUGGCGCCGACCUACGGGAAGAUUUUAGCGCAAAAGGGCCUCCGAGGUUACGUCGACGCGACGAACACCUACGGCCCCCGGGGCCUCAAGGUCUACAACGCCUCGAGCCUCCUCGUCGCCCUCGGCGCGAACGCGAACAAGGGCCCCCGCGCCAUCUGGAAUUUCGUGGAAGACACGUGGACGAUCCUCUGCGCCGGCGGGUCGAACGACGCGCACGACCUCCAGCUGUCCUACGACGGCUCCCAACUCUGGCAGGCCGACGGCCGCACGGCCGUCGAGGCCUGGGACGUGGCCAGCGGCGACGUCGUGGCGUCCUUCGCCGAGGUCGACGUCGAGGACCCGAACCACGUCCAGGUCACGGACGAGGACGCCGUCGCCUACGUCUCGAGCCGCCAGACGGACGGCGUCGUCAAGAUGAAGACCGACGGCACCGUUUUGUGGACCCUGGGCGGGCCCAACGGCGACUUCAACGUCACCUUCGGCGACGACCACUACGCCGCGGGGUCGUCGCUCUGGGUCGGCCAGCACAACGCGGA
Molecule: messenger RNA, 974 nt
Organism: Aureococcus anophagefferens
Lineage: Eukaryota; Pelagophyceae; Pelagomonadales; Pelagomonadaceae
Exons: 1
Source: RefSeq, a predicted model, not a curated record